UUCUGCACUCACUAAACCUGGACGUUUGAAUCAAGAAAUAGGCAGUUCUCUAACAUUUAAUGCCACUAAGUGCUUUGGCAGUUAACUUUCCUUCGUAAACUACAAACACAGAAAACUCCGCUGUUAUAACUCCUGCCUCUUCAUUUUGCCGCGCUGGACUUCUGCAGGUUUUCAGAUAGCAUGCUAGCCAAACAUCACACAGAAUAAGGGAUGAGCAGGGAAACGAGACGAAGAAAACUAGAGCCGUUCAUACCAAGCAUAAAACCCCGACAGAAACCUAACCUAUGAAGGUGUUUUAAACCAGCGCACCAUUCUCCAGACCUGGGGGCCAAGGCUUCAUCUGAAGGUUGAUAGGACCAGGAAACUGGUAAAAGAUUACCAGACUGUCAGACAGUAGACACCAAAACGGGAUUCUCAGCAGCAAAGAACUAUGAUAGUGAAUGAAUAAAACAUCAGAGGUUUCAGAUAUCAGAAUCUAGUAGAGGCUUCUGAAGAUUGGAUUUAAAUAAAGGAGCAUCUGAGCUUUACUUUUUUAAUAAGUCAGCAUAAUUCUGCUGUCACGUCCUGUACUAAGGUUAGGUGUAUGGCUCUAUGGACAGAUAUGUCUGAGCCUGCUGCUGAUACAGCUUCAUAGUUUCUCUAUAGAAUGUUAGCGUUUGGCUAGCUAAAUAAAGUGACAAAGGCCGUUGUGCUUUUCCCCUCCGUCACCAUCUCUGGCCCCUGUAAGGGGCUAUAAACUAGUUCAUCAUGGUGUCCCCUGCCCUUCCGUGAUUUCCCACUCAUAAAGUCACCUCUUUUAUCAAACAAUCAAGUAUUCACCUAUCUCUCAUAAGACUUGACUUUUAUAGUAUUAAGUACUGUAUCUUCUAGCCUAACGAAGCUCUGGUCCAGUAUGAGAUUACUUUCUUUCAUUUGAAUUCACCCCAGCCCAGCUGCCACAGUUCAGAACCUGCCCUCCAAAGUCAGUUCAACUCCAGGUCACUAAACAUUGUGGCUACUAACCAGUCGUUUUGGUAGUUCUCUUUGUUGAAUGGAAUCGGCUUAACCGUGGAGAGGCCAGGCUACCACAAACUGAUGGACUUUGACAAGCGAGGAGUGGGAGGAGGGGGUGGUGGAGGUAAGGGAGAGACAGAGGAGAGUAAGAAGAUGUCUUCAAAGACGGGGAGUCGAUCGGGGCAUGGUGGCCGGGGUGCUAGCUCUAACUCUGGAGUUUUAAUGGUGGGGCCAAACUUCCGGGUUGGAAAGAAGAUUGGCUGUGGAAACUUCGGAGAGCUCCGGCUUGGAAAGAACCUGUACACCAAUGAAUACGUAGCAAUUAAACUGGAGCCUAUCAAGUCCCGAGCACCACAGCUUCAUCUAGAGUAUCGAUUCUACAAACAACUGGGAUGCUCAGAGGGUGUACCCCAGGUGUUCUACUUUGGACCAUGUGGUAAAUACAAUGCUAUGGUUCUGGAACUGCUGGGGCCAAGCCUUGAAGAUCUUUUUGACCUCUGUGACAGGACCUUCUCUCUUAAGACUGUACUAAUGAUAGCCAUACAGCUGAUAACACGGAUGGAGUUCGUUCACACCCGAAGCCUGAUUUAUCGAGAUGUGAAGCCUGAGAACUUUUUGGUAGGCCGACCUGGCUCCAAAAGACAACACACCAUCCACAUUAUAGACUUUGGACUGGCAAAAGAAUACAUAGACCCAGAGACCAAGAAGCACAUCCCAUACAGAGAACACAAGAGUCUGACUGGAACUGCUAGAUAUAUGAGCAUAAACACACACCUGGGGAAAGAGCAAAGCAGGCGGGAUGAUUUGGAAGCUCUUGGCCACAUGUUUAUGUACUUCCUGCGUGGCAGCCUACCCUGGCAAGGACUCAAGGCUGACACUCUGAAAGAACGUUAUCAGAAGAUAGGGGACACGAAGAGAGACACACCGAUAGAGGUCCUCUGUGAAAACUUCCCAGAAGAGAUGGCCACCUACCUGCGGUAUGUGCGUCGCCUUGACUUCUUUGAGAAGCCAGACUAUGAUUAUCUGAGGAAACUCCUUACGGACCUCUUUGAUAGAAACGGAUACAUCUUUGACUACCAGUAUGACUGGACUGGAAAGCCUCUGCCCACCCCUAUCGGUCCAGUAUCCAGUGAGACUCCUCUUCAAACAAGUAACCGAGAUAAAGUGCUGCAGACCAAAAACCAGGUGAUGAGUUCAACGAAUGGGGAGCUAAAUACAGAUGACCCCACAGCAGGACACUCCAAUGCACCAAUCACAGCAAAUGCAGAGGUUGAAGUGGCUGAUGAAACAAAGUGCUGCUGUUUCUUCAAGAGGAGGAAGAGGAAAGCUAUCCAGAGACACAAAUGAAGAGAUGCCACCUCAGCCCCAUUCCCCGUCUCAGUUUCCACUUUACUCUGCCUUUAGCCCCUUGCAAUAGCUCUCUGAUUUCAUUCCUUAGUCUUCAGAACCUAGCCCUCUACUCCAGGACGUCCUGACUUGGGUCGGCUGGGCUGGCUCGACCAUUGGAAGCAGACCACGACUGCUAAGCCGACAGACUGAUUUCCUCCACUCUGGACUGAUUAGACAGACAAGAGUGAAGCAUCUGAUGUCAAGCCUCAGAGUUUGAAGUGUGGACUUACUGUACAAGGAGUUGUCUCAUUGUUAUCAUUGUCUCAAAUGGAACUGUAACUGAAAUCAGAAACUGCUGUAGGAAGCUGGUGAACACAAAAACAGAUCAAGGUCUUUGAAAGGCAAGCUUAUUUUCUGAAAACUGGACUCAGAUGGGUAACUUGCAGCCUGUCUAGUUCUCUUUAUUUUCUAAGGUUUUUCUUACUGACUGGUUCAGAAGAGAGAGAAGGGUAUUUCUUUGGUGCAGAACUUAACAAAAAGGCUAAACGACAAGAGGGUGCCAGACUACACCUGCUCACAAACAUGCACAUGUACAAACACCCUUUCCUGAGCACAUCAUAAAAAGACUUACACAACAGAAUGCAGCUCUCUAACAUGGUCGAUCUAGUUUCUGUUUCCUUGGUCACAGGAAGUACAGGGUAAGCUGCUUUGUCAGGCACCUGCAACAGACCAAGCUUCAUGUACUUCUCAGGCACAGUCACCCUCAGAUGAAAUCUCACAACCACAAGAGUCAAAACUUUAUAAAGAUGUUUAUGAGAAAGCUUUUUCCUCUUCUAAUUUUUAACUAAAAUGAUUGUCUACGGUUUGGAACCUGUUCUUUCUGUGUUUUUGAGUUGUUGGAACAGUUUGUUUUGUAGCUUCAACUGUGUUCCUUCAUGUUUUUUAAUAACUUGUAUUUUAAAUUUCAGUUUAUUUUGCCUCUUUUCUGUCCGGCUUUGAGUCGGAUAACUCCAUUAAAAAAGGAACCAAAUUAAAUAAAAGCUGAUAUUUAUUUAUAGGUUGAUGAAUAUUUGUGCAAUAUUUUUGUUCAUAAAGGAAGUAUGUCAUUAAAUCUGAUUAUUUAGGCAAAUGUGCAAAAUGAUGACACAGGCAGGCCACACUUUGGACAUGGGACUGGGGGAUUGUAACAAAAGCAUGCUUUUUUUUUUUAAUGGAGUACUUUGUGAAUCCUCCCAUAUUUUAAUUGCAGGUCUAUUAUUUAAUUUAAUUUUAAAAACUUUAUUUGUCCUAAGAGGG
This is a messenger RNA of Cheilinus undulatus (humphead wrasse), 3618 nucleotides long. Its product is annotated as casein kinase I-like. Gene Ontology annotation, biological process: signal transduction; endocytosis; peptidyl-serine phosphorylation. Gene Ontology annotation, molecular function: protein serine/threonine kinase activity; ATP binding. Bases 1075 to 2340 code for a protein of 421 amino acids. Gene Ontology annotation, cellular component: plasma membrane; nucleus; cytoplasm. The record is from RefSeq and is a predicted model, not a curated record. Lineage: Eukaryota; Metazoa; Chordata; Actinopteri; Labriformes; Labridae. The transcript is spliced from 11 exons.